Tachyglossus aculeatus (Australian echidna) is the source of this 2244-nucleotide messenger RNA. It is a transcript of the gene FST, whose product is annotated as follistatin. The coding region runs from base 86 to 1117 and encodes 343 amino acids. Gene Ontology annotation, molecular function: activin binding; protein binding. Gene Ontology annotation, biological process: negative regulation of activin receptor signaling pathway; multicellular organism development; regulation of BMP signaling pathway. NCBI's taxonomy places the organism in Eukaryota, Metazoa, Chordata, Mammalia, Monotremata, Tachyglossidae. The record is from RefSeq and is a predicted model, not a curated record. The transcript is spliced from 6 exons.
AGACGCGCCCCCGCACCCCGACCCGCACGCGAGGACGCCCGCGGACCCGCUGGCCCGGCUCGCCCGCUCGCUCGCAGCCCCGAGGAUGGUCAAUCGGAAGAACCAGCUGGGCAUGUAUUUCCUCCUGCUCCUACUGGGCCACCUCCUGGAGGAUCGCUUUGCCCAGGCCGGUAACUGUUGGCUCCGCCAGUCGAAGAACGGACGAUGCCAGGUGUUGUAUCGGACGGAGCUGAGCAAGGAGGAGUGUUGCCGCAGCGGGAGGCUCAGCACCUCCUGGACGGAGGAGGAUGUCAAUGACAACACGCUCUUCAAGUGGAUGAUAUUUAACGGGGGCGCUCCUAACUGCAUCCCAUGCAAAGAAACGUGCGAGAACGUGGACUGCGGCCCGGGGAAAAAGUGCAAGAUGAACAAGAAGAACAAGCCCCGCUGUGUUUGCGCCCCGGAUUGCUCGAGCGUCACCUGGAAGGGCCCCGUGUGCGGCCUGGAUGGGAAGACCUAUCGGAGCGAGUGCGCCUUGCUGAAGGCCAGGUGCAAAGAACAGCCCGAGCUGGAGGUCCAGUACCAGGGGAGUUGUAAAAAGACCUGUCGGGAAGUGUCCUGCACAGGGAGCGCCACAUGUGUGGUGGACCAGACCAACAACGCCUACUGCGUGACGUGUAAUCGGAUUUGCCCGGACCCUCCCUCACCGGAGCAGUAUCUGUGCGGGAAUGAUGGACGAACUUACUCAAGUGCUUGCCACCUGAGGAAAGCCACCUGCCUGCUGGGCAGAUCGAUUGGAUUAGCCUACGAGGGAAAAUGUAUCAAAGCAAAGUCCUGUGAAGACAUCCAGUGCAGCGGAGGGAAGAAAUGCCUGUGGGAUUUCAAGGUCGGCCGGGGGCGGUGCGCGCUGUGUGACGAGCUGUGCCCCGAGAGCCGGUCGGACGAAGCGGUGUGUGCCAGCGACAACGCCACGUACCCCAGUGAGUGCGCCAUGAAGGAGGCGGCCUGCUCCUCGGGUGUGCUACUGGAAGUCAAGCAUUCCGGAUCGUGCAACUCCAUAAACGAAGACCCCGAGGAAGAGGAUGAAGAUGAAGAUCAGGACUACAGCUUCCCUAUAUCUUCAAUUCUAGAGUGGUAAACUCCUCCCUCCCCGUUGGAAAAUAGCCCUUGGGCAACAAAAAAUCAGUGUCCAUAUUGUAAAUAAGUGUAUGCUUAUUUAUUUGGGGGGGGACGGAACCCACAAAAGGAGCUCAGCCCUGCAGACUUUCCACAAGGUGCCUUCUCACGCUGACUUGAGAGGGAGAGGAAAUCCAGUGUGAAGUCUCCAGGACGAGGCCCCUAGUUGAGGCGCUAGACCUUUAUUUAUACUGUGUCAUGUUUUAUAAUUUAUACCGAAAAUGUCCGGUUGACUGUACACCUUGUUUUUUGAAGAAAUUUAUUCUUUAAAGGAAGAGCAGUUUGUUAUUUAUUGUGAGGUCUCUUGCUUGUAAAGUAAAGCUUCGUUCUCCCAAACCGUUUUAAGUUCAUUCCUCCAUGGCUCGCCCAUCCCACCUGUCCCCUUCCGUUUCGCCGACGUUCGAUCCUUCUCCACCUUAACCGAACUUGCGUGUCAGACGCCGUCGGGUUUAUUUAUUGGAUUCUCUGCCGCCAGUUCUGUAUAUACACGAUCCCUCGGGGUUUUGUUUACAAGGAAUCUUGACUGACCAAAAAGCACCCUGACUGACUCAGAUGUAAGAUGCCAGCGGGGUCAUCUUUGAGGAAAAGCCCCCUUCGCUUCCGCCCCUGGCCCGCGACGGGGCCCAUUUGUGGAGCGGCAAAGAUGCGUGGGUCCAAAUCAGUGAAAUCUGUAGAUGAUUCAAAAGCGCCCUUGAUAAUAAUAAUGAUAAUGAUGGUAUUCGUUAAGCGCUUACUAUGUGCUGAGCACUGUUCUAAGCGCUGGGGGAGAUACAGGGUAAUCAGGUUGUCCCAUGUGGGGCUCACAAUCUUCAUCCCCCUUGAUCAGUACGAUGGUGGAGGGGUGGUGGUCAUGCCUUCCCUUCAUAUUCUGACCCCCCGAAACUCUCGUGAGGAGUUUCCAUGAAGCUGGCCCCCGCUGGACUCUUUCAAUUAGUUCUUUUUCACCACCGUGUCACCAAAAAGAGGUAUAUCAAAGACUUCUCAGUUCAAGUUUCUUGCUUUUCAUAAUACUUUUUUUCUGAUGCAAUUUUAUAUUUUCAAACAUGGCAAGUUAAAUAUAAAUUCAUUUAAAUAUAUAGUUUUGUACUU